Dreissena polymorpha is the source of this 1865-nucleotide messenger RNA. RefSeq lists its product as uncharacterized. The transcript is spliced from 4 exons. The record is from RefSeq and is a predicted model, not a curated record. Bases 57 to 1865 code for a protein of 602 amino acids. NCBI's taxonomy places the organism in Eukaryota, Metazoa, Mollusca, Bivalvia, Myida, Dreissenidae.
AGUUCAUUGACUUGUAGCUCUAAAGACAAAUCGUCGUGACCUAUCUUGUGUUCAACAUGCUUCACUUCGCUGUGUUGACUUUAAUUCUGGUUGUUUCAACUGGUUUAGCAUUAACUCUUGCGGACUGUCCUCCUCCUUCGGUCCAGAAUGCCAACUUCACUCCAGUCCAGUCAUCAUACACUGAUGGUGCAAACGUUACAUUCACCUGUAACACUGGUUAUGGACUUCAAGGUAGUCGGAUACAUUUUUGCAGGGGAAGCAGUUGGGAAGGAUCCCUCACAUGCUAUGAACAGUUUUGUGAGACAAGGAAAAAUCCUAGAAAUGGUAUAAUCGUUGGAAACCCAUCCUACAAAAUUGGCACUUACAUCACAUUUCAAUGUAAUACAGGCUACACAUUGAAAGGAAAUAGUCAGUUGCUGUGUCGUGUUGAUUUGAAGUUUGAUAGGAACCCACCAACAUGUGAUGUCAAUAUGUGUCCAGAUCUUGGGGUUAUAGAUCAUGCACGCAUUUUCCAAGCCACAGAUGGAGGAAUAGAAAAUGAUUAUGGAAGCGUAGUUAAAGUAACCUGUGACGACUCAUAUGUGCUGGAUGGUCAUGCGUCCGUGGUUUGCCAGGGAGACGGAACUUGGAGCCCAAAACCGACCUGCAAACCAUUAGAUUGUGGUAGGUUCGAUGGGAUGAAUUCAAGCUGCGUGAAAGACUUUGUACUGCUUAGUACUCUGUAUUACAUGGAAUGUAAGAGUGAUGUCCCAAAUACAAGAAUUGGAGCGCCGGACAGCACCAGUGCACCUAAUGAAUGCGAGGAAAGAUCUCGGAAAUGGAUGUAUUCACAGUUUGGAUGCUUUUGCCAUUGUAAAGUUAUGUACAAUAAAUACAUUGUGAAAACAGAAAACCUUGAUACAAAUGAUUAUCUGCUACACGACACUGAUUUGAAGUGGAGUUGCAAGGAGGGUUGCACGAAAAACCAAACUAAUGCUCUGAGAUGCAUGGACGGACAGAUGGAAAUGCCAUCUUGCACCUGCGAUGCUAACGUACAUACUGGUGAGUACUUACUGGUGAACCUUACACGACUGUCAUUACUACUAAACCAAGCGGCCCUAACGAUCAAACGGGUGAAGCUUACACUGACACCUGCCAGCCAGCCAAACAGCCAAUCAGCAAAGAUAGCAGGCCAGUCAAGCCAGCAAAGCGAGCCAGCCAGUCAAGACAGCCAAGUAAGCCAGCCAGUCAAGCUAGCCAAGCGAGCCAGCCAGUCAAGCCACCCAAAUGAGCCAGUCAAGCAAGCCAAGUCAAUCAAGCCAGUCAAGCCAGCCAAGCGAGUCAGCCAGUCAAGUCCGCCAAGUGAGCCAGUCAAGCUAGCCAAGCAAGCAAGCCAGUCAAGCCAGCCAAGCGAGCCAGCCAGUCAAGCCAACCAAGUGAGCCAGCCAGUCAAGCCAGCCAAGCGAGCUAACCAAGCGAGCCAGCCAGUCAAGCCAGCCAGUCAAGCCAGCCAGUCAAGCCAGCCAAGCGAGCCAGCCAGUCAAGCCAGCCAGUCAGUCAAGCCAGCCAAGCGAGCCAGUCAAUCGAGCCAGCCAAGCGAACAAGCCUGUCAAACCAAUCAAGCCAGCCAAGCGAGCAAGCCAGUCAAGCCAGCCAACCGAUUCAGCACUGUUCACGACACCAUAGCAUACACGGGAAACGAGUCGGGGAUGCCAAACCUCGACCCGACGUCACCGAGCACACCCGUGACACCAACAGAGGGUAUUUCAGAGUUUGUAACCUCACUAUUUACGUCGGAAACUAACGAUAACGUUGACUUUACCAAUAGCGCAACAAACACAUCGUCUGAUUUGAACAAUAUAACCAGCGACCCUACAAGUAAAUAG